UGAUGAUGAAGUGUCAGAGAACAGAAAACUCAGUUUAGGUGGAGCCGGACUGUUGCUAUCAACCAAAGUAGAACGGAUUGAAAGAUGCGCACUUACUGUAUACUAAUACACAUUUUUGCUACUCUUCUCUUGUGUGAUUAUGGGAUGCUCUCCACGCCAUCACCGUCUCCUUCGGAGAUGUCCACCACUGCGAUAUCAGACACAUCAGGCCCUAACACUACUGAGACGACACAAGAAUUAACAAGACAUGUGAAUGACUCAAGCUUGUUAGAGUCUGGUUUAAGGAAUGAUUCAUUUAACCCUCAUACAACUGAGAGCAGUGCAAACCAUACUGGCAUUAGCACUGAAAGCAACACUGGAGUGAUCUCUACGACUACACGUAUACAACCAAAGGAAGAUCCUAAACAAGAAGAUUCAUCAUCAAAUAUAGGAGCUAUCAUCAUUUUGAUCAUCAUCCUGAUCCUGAUUGCUCUUCUGCUUGGCAUUUUGUAUUGUCUGAGAAAGAAAGGACGGAGUUACUCAUUUGAUCUGACUCGUGCCGACAUAGUUGCUAAUGAUUAUGCUGACACCCCGCUCAGGAGCGACCAACAAGGCAUAAGCUAUGAACAAACUAACAAAGAUCGGCCUGUGUGUUUGGACUAUGUACAAGAGGACAAGUCAGAGGAGAAGACUAAUCCGAUAGCAAAUGGGUCUACAGGAGAGAAAACUGAACAAACACCCACCAGUGAAAAUGAUGAGCAGAAUGUUCCAGAAGAGAACAGUUUCUCUUCAAACUCGAGCUUGGCUACACCUGGCUACAUGAAGAAAGUGGAUUUUAACCUAGACCUGGAUCUGCUUGGAGGUGAAUCUGACUUAAACGAUUCGAUCGACGAUGAAGCCACCGAUACGGCGCAAAAUGAAAACAACAAUAAUGUCAGUAACGCUGUGCGAGGAACAGCAGAAGAGAUCUUCACUGAAAUCAGUCUAGAUGAGCCAAAGUAACAUGCAUAGUGUGUGUUUCCAAUGCAACAGUCAAGAUCUCGGGUGUUUGGUACCUAGAUUCAAACUAUAUCUGUUCAAGAUGCCUUGAUACGGACUAUAUAAGCGCAAAAGCAUCCUUUUGCCAUUCUCACUUCAGGUUCUGUUUCAUCUACCUUUAAAGUUGAUUGUAUACUGUACAUAAAAAAAAGAACAUUGAAUCAUUAGUUGAAGUUUAUGUAAAAAUUGUUAGUAUACAAAUGCUGUAUAAAAUAAUUUGUGGCUAUAAUAAACAUUCACUGUAGAAUGCACUGUAAUGCAAUGCAUGUGUGUGUGUGUGUGUGUUUGACUGAUGCCUGAAGCUUCUUUAUUAACAGGCAUUUGAGAGUUUCAUUAUAUCCCUUUAAACAUUUGUUCAACUGAAGGUGAUGGGCACAAUGGGGAAAGACACAGAGAAAGAGCUUAAAUACUCCUGGUCUCCACCAGAAGAUGUAUCUUCACUGGCCAAGUAGUGCUUCAUUUGCUGUAUACAGUAUAUCCACCAUGCUUUGCUUCUGUUUGCCACAUACUGGAAGUCUGCCUUGCAGGUCAAUAAAUCU
Molecule: messenger RNA, 1556 nt
Organism: Onychostoma macrolepis
Lineage: Eukaryota; Metazoa; Chordata; Actinopteri; Cypriniformes; Cyprinidae
Exons: 8
Coding region: 85-981 (298 amino acids)
Source: RefSeq, a predicted model, not a curated record